CAUAGACGGUCAGUUUUUAAAGGAUAAUAUGUAGAAAUAUUUGAUUUACAAGAUAUUCGCUUAAAUAAGGAAAGCAGAAAGAGACCUAAAGUGGCGGGAUUCCAAAUUUAACAGCUAUUCACAGCCAAAAAAAGCUAUUGAGCGGCGAUCCGAUUCUGACUCUCUCUCUCGUUUUCGUUUCAAUCAUCUUUCUCCAGAAAAUUUUGAUAGAAAGAGCAACCAAACAAGCAGAAAAAGAGGGUUCAUCAUCAAUAUCUUCAUUAACACGAUUAAUUUACGCCCAAGCAACUUUGCCAGCUAGGUUUGAGUUUUCGCCCUAGAGAUCACAAUGGAGAAGAAGAAGUAUCCGAUAGGGCCAGAGCACUACACCAUCUACGAGGUGAUCGGACAAGGUGUCAGUGCUUUAGUUCACCGUGCCUUGUGCAUCCCUUUCGAUGAAGUCGUUGCUAUUAAGAUCCUCGAUUUCGAACGAGACAACUGCGACCUGAACAACAUUUCGCGUGAAGCGCAGACGAUGAUGCUUGUUGAUCAUCUCAAUUUGUUGAAAUCGCAUUGCUCUUUCGUUAGUGAUCACAAUCUGUGGGUCGUCAUGCCUUACAUGUCUGGUGGUUCUUGUCUUCACAUAUUGAAAGCUGCUUACCCUGAUGGCUUUGAGGAAGUUAUUAUAGCUACGAUUCUGCGUGAGGCCUUGAAGGGGUUGGACUAUCUCCAUCAGCAUGGACACAUACAUCGUGAUGUCAAAGCGGGGAAUAUUCUGCUUGGUGCUCGUGGUGCGAUCAAGUUGGGAGACUUUGGUGUAUCUGCGUGUCUCUUUGAUUCGGGUGAUAGGCAACGUACGAGGAACACAUUUGUUGGAACACCUUGCUGGAUGGCACCUGAAGUCAUGGAGCAGUUACAUGGUUAUGACUUCAAGGCGGAUAUUUGGUCGUUUGGUAUAACUGGGCUAGAGCUUGCACAUGGCCACGCUCCUUUCUCUAAAUAUCCACCGAUGAAGGUUCUGCUUAUGACCUUGCAAAAUGCACCACCAGGGCUGGAUUAUGAAAGAGAUAGGAAGUUUUCAAGGUCUUUCAAGCAGAUGAUUGCAAGUUGUCUAGUCAAAGACCCUUCCAAACGCCCAUCUGCCAAAAAAUUGUUAAAGCAUUCCUUUUUCAAGCAAGCGAGGUCAAGCGACUACAUUGCACGAAAACUUCUGGAUGGGUUACCAGAUCUAGUUAAUCGUGUUCAAGCAAUAAAGAAAAAGGAAGAAGAUAUGCUUGCACAAGAGAAAAUGGCAGAUGGAGAGAAGGAGGAACUCUCCCAGAAUGAAUACAAGAGAGGUAUUAGUGGGUGGAAUUUCAAUCUAGAUGACAUGAAAGCCCAAGCUUCAUUGAUCCAGGACAUAGAUUGUGGCUUGUCUGAGAGCAGUUUAUCUGAAAGCACAACUUCGUUGCAGGCUCUAGAUUCACAGGAUAUGCAAUUAGAGACUCAGGAAGAUACUUGUCAACUUCCUAAUAAGUAUCUCCAGCCACUUAUUCACCGAACUCUAAGUAUCGCAAGGGAUAAAUCUGAUGAUGAUAUAAGUGUUGCCAGCCCCAGUUAUGAUAACUAUGUAUAUUCCUCUCCCCGGCAUGAGGAUCUAUCUCUAUAUAAUGUUGCAAGUGCGCAUGCAAUCAAUGGGAAAUCAACGGAUUCCACAUCUAUCGCAACCAAUCAACCAACAGAGAUUCCAGCAGGAAGCUGUGUCAGUAAGGGAGAGAGUGAUAAAACCCAAGAUCAGCUUCAAAAUGGGUUAACCUGCAAUGGGGCACAUCCUCCAGUGGGAGGAGAUGAAGUACCAACGGAGCUGGCUGUUAAACCACCCAGAACUUUGAGCCUAGAUGAAUCUGAAGACAAAUCCAAGCCGCCAGUUGUGCAGCAAAGAGGGCGUUUUAAAGUAACUUCUGAAAAUCUUGAUAUUGACAAGGUGGUUCCAUCUCCAAUAUUGCAAAAGAGUCACAGCAUGCAGGUUUGUAAUAAUAGUUCCGAGGUGCUCGGCCAUCAUUCUGCUGCUUCUCUACCUCCCACUGUUUCAGGAGCUGAUGUCGCUUUACCAAACCUAACCAGCUCAUACGUUUACCCGCUGGUAUAUCCAGUUCUGCAGACCAAUAUACUGGAAAGGGAUAACAUUUUGCAUAUGAUGAAAGUACUCACCAACAGAGAGCUGACAGAGGGACGUUCAGCUGAACCAGGAAGCGUACAACAACCUAAUGUAGCUCCUACUGAAAAAUCAAUGCUUGAAGCAGCACAUGAAAGAGAGAAAGAGUUGCUCCAUGACAUAACUGACCUGCAAUGGAGGCUCAUCUGUGCAGAAGAAGAGCUUCAGAAAUACAAAACCGAACACGCCCAUGUUUGAUUUUCAAGAAACCUGAGGAGAUGUGUGCUAUCUAAGUAUAAGAAAUUUGGAUUCAUCCUCAGCACUAAGUAUGUCAAUAAAGAUAUAAGAGAUCUAAUGAAGGAAAGAUUUGCUUUCAGAUGUUUUGUAAUUUGAUUCAUAAGUACAUCGUCCUUGUCCCUAACAUCACUUCUGUGUUAUAUAUCUGACCUGUUAGGGUUAAGUAAUAUGUACCAUGGUAGCUAUUUGAUAACCAUGGCUACAUAAUGAUAUGUGCAAUAUUGAUACAAAAAGGGUUAUUAUUAUUUUUUAAAACUUUUA
This is a messenger RNA of Brassica rapa (field mustard), 2671 nucleotides long. RefSeq names its product STE20/SPS1-related proline-alanine-rich protein kinase. NCBI's taxonomy places the organism in Eukaryota, Viridiplantae, Streptophyta, Magnoliopsida, Brassicales, Brassicaceae. Gene Ontology annotation, biological process: protein phosphorylation. The record is from RefSeq and is a predicted model, not a curated record. Gene Ontology annotation, molecular function: protein kinase activity; protein serine/threonine kinase activator activity; ATP binding.